Molecule: messenger RNA, 546 nt
Organism: Lodderomyces jiufengensis
Lineage: Eukaryota; Fungi; Ascomycota; Pichiomycetes; Serinales; Debaryomycetaceae
Gene: NIP7
Product: ribosome biosynthesis protein
Exons: 1
Coding region: 1-546 (181 amino acids)
Biological process (GO): ribosome assembly; ribosomal large subunit biogenesis
Cellular component (GO): nucleolus; nucleus; preribosome, large subunit precursor
Molecular function (GO): RNA binding
Source: RefSeq, a predicted model, not a curated record
AUGAGAUCAUUAACAGAAGAAGAAACGAAAGUAGUAUUUGAAAAACUAGCCAAUUAUAUAGGAAGAAAUAUAUCAUUUUUAAUAGAUAAUAAAGAAAAUCCACAUGUAUUUAGAUUACAAAAAGAUAGAGUAUAUUAUGUAUCUGAAAAAAUUGCAAAUUUUGCAACAUCAAUAUCAAGAUCAAAUUUAAUGAGUUUAGGUAUAUGUUUUGGAAAAUUUACAAAAACUGGUAAAUUUAAAUUACAUAUAACUUCUUUAAGUUAUUUAUCACAAUUUGCAAAAUAUAAAAUAUGGAUUAAACAAAAUGGUGAAAUGCCAUUUUUAUAUGGAAAUCAUGUAUUAAAAGCUCAUAUUGGUAGAAUAAGUGAUGAUAUACCUGAACAUGCUGGGGUUAUAAUAUAUAGUAUGAAUGAUAUACCUUUAGGAUUUGGUGUUAGUUCUAAAUCUACUAAUGAAAUUAGAAAUUUAUCACCAACUGGAAUAGUUGCUUUUAGACAAGGUGAUAUUGGGGAAUAUUUAAGAGAAGAAGAUACUUUAUUUACGUAA